This is a messenger RNA of Pseudophryne corroboree (corroboree frog), 2425 nucleotides long. RefSeq names its product mitochondria localized glutamic acid rich protein (gene MGARP). Gene Ontology annotation, biological process: anterograde axonal transport. The record is from RefSeq and is a predicted model, not a curated record. The transcript has 9 exons. NCBI's taxonomy places the organism in Eukaryota, Metazoa, Chordata, Amphibia, Anura, Myobatrachidae. Bases 158 to 985 code for a protein of 275 amino acids. Gene Ontology annotation, cellular component: mitochondrion; mitochondrial outer membrane.
AGAGGAUGACGCGAGGUUCCGGCCCCCGUGACGUCACGCACCCAAUGUGAGGUCACAGGCUCCUCCCACACCCAUAGAGAACGGAUCCCUGUGCUGCAUACGGUGUGCCUGUCCUUCUCACCGCAGCGCAUUGACCCCGGGAGUAGCCGCCAGCACCAUGUUCCUGUGCCGUAGCACCUGGCAGAGACUGGCCCCGCUCACCCAGCGUAGCGCCGCCACCCUCCUCCUCCGCAAUGCUCCUGUUCGACAGAUGUCGUCCAGCAGUGUGCCUGGCUCUGGUGGGGAAGCACUGCCUUAUUACCUGUUUCUUGGUGUUGCUUUUACAGGUGGCGGAGUUUAUUUGUACCGCACAUUGAGCAGUGAUCGAGCCCGUUUCCGUGACAGACACGAAUACAUCCACACACAGCUGAGACCCGCAGUUGAUUCUCACAGUAAGAAUAGUCUUAUCCCUAUAAUAGUAGGAAGGGUUAUUGUACAUACUUUGCUUACCACUGGGCUAACAGUGAUAGCCCAAGAGGUGAUGACGCUGCAUCAUCUUUACUCAAAUCCUUUAAAAGGUGAAAAGGAAAAAGCCGUUGAAGUGUCUGAAACCACUGAGGAGGAGGGUGUCUCUGCCCUAGAAGAUGCUGCAGCAGAAGAGGUUCCUGAGGAGGAAGCUGUCCUCUCCACAUCUCAGGAGCAAGUUGUGGUGGAAGAGGAGGCUACACCAGCACUUACAGAGCAGGAGCCAGCAUCGAGCCCUGAGGCAGCUACAGUGCAAGUGGAACAAGAACAUAUUGAACCUGCAAAGGAGUCCUCUGAUGUAGAGACAGCUCCUUUGCUUACUGCAAGUUCAGACAAUAUCCCAGAGGAGCUGGCAUCAGCAGCAGAAGACUGGUCUGAACUCUCAGCCAGGAAGCCAGAGGAGGCUGUUGAAGAGAAUGCACCAGCAGCACAAGAAAAUGACGAGAUAGCAGAGACCGAAAAAGCAUCAGAAAGUUCCUAAAGAGAUUGAAAGUUCUUCAAAUAUGUUAAAAAAAUCUCUCACAACCUCUAGUAUUCCUGACAUUGAGCGUUACCCCAAUCCUGGAGAGAUCCAACCAGUGUUAUUGAACCCACCAAACAGUGCUCACUGAUUAAUUCCCAGAAUGUCACAAUUAACCUCUAAUAUUGGGCAGAAUGAUUUACAUAUACUCACUAUCUCUCCUCUCAUUGGUGGAUGGCAAGCAGAGGGAUCUAGAAGAGCUAAUUGUGACAGUUGUUUGAAUUUGCAUCAUAGAAAAUGAUAGAACAUGAUGCUGUUCCUUAUUUACACUGCUGGGAUCUACAUGAUUUUGAAAGUAACCAGGUGUUUUUGAGGUGAGCAGCAGAGUUACUAUAUGGCCAUCUAGCAGGAUGGUGAGAUUUGUACUUGUCCUUGUACAGGUACAGCUGGCUCUUUGUGAUCCUGUAAUACAAUACAGUAACUUGAUAACAAUGUAACGCAUUAAAUAUCAGUUAGUUGAAACAAUUAUACAACUCCAGCAGAGAAAAUGUAUUAAGGAAUGAAACCAGAUUAGAAAUUUGCUGCUCCUAUUGCUUGACAAUCAGAACAUAACUAACUACAGGUGGAUGUGGGGUUUUUAUUAUAAAUGAGGCAAUAGUCCAAUAUGCUGCUGCUACCCAUUAUAACCGAACAAUGCUGUAUAACAAAUUUGUAACCCAGUCAUCAGUCAGGAAAACUGUGAUCUUGUGUAACUUCCCUGUGCACUGGGGCAGGAGAAUACAGAAUACACGUUGCUUUAUGUAUAUACUGUAUGUAGUAUUAUGUAAAGGAUGAAAAGAGUUUAUAACUUUGUACAGAGUGCAUAACAUCUGAUCAUUCUCAAAUGAAACAGGUACACACAUCGGAUGAAGUGGUUCUGUAUGUUCUUGCCGAUACAAGCUUGGCGGCAUUUCCUCACCGCAUAUACAGGCUAUAAUGACACUUACAAUCUGUGUUCUUGAUAUAUGACUAUAUUAGGCCAGGCAUUCUCGUAGACAUACUUUAACAACUUGCUAACCUUACUAUAUGGAAUAUGAAGCAUGUCUGUUACCUGCACCCACUGACACCAUGGCAGCAUGGGAAGAUAACGAUUUGGCUUCUCUAUUAUAUUUAUGCAUUAGAAUCAGUGUCCUGUCUCUUCAAGUCACUGGUUUACUGCUACCUAUAUGCUGAGCUGGGUGAUGGCAGAUAACACUAACAGUAAGCAGUCUCUUCUGUAGAUUGUGGUAGGCAUUCUUAAGGUCCACUGGUUGGAUUUAAGUUAUACAUUUGUCUUUAAUCUGAUUGAUUGAUUGAUAGCCAUAAAUUGGUAUUUAUAAUGCUGGCAAUAGGUUAUGAUCAUGCAGUUGUAAUCACGAAGAGUCUUACUACAUUUUAUUUGUCUUCCUAUGUUCUAGCGGGUGGUCUUCAGUAUGCCGGCGG